AUGCCGCUGUACUCAAUUUGCUCCGUCUCUUCCAGUGAUCGUGAAAAGGUUAUUUGUACUACCGAGUGCGAGAUCCUUACUCUGAGCAAGGGCAAAGAUGCUUCAUGGAGAAGGUUUGGUGCUGCGCCCUAUAAGUUAUGGACAAAAUCCCUUUAUGUUAACGGAGCUCUGUAUUGGAAACAUCCAUUGCGGGGAGAGCACGGGUAUGAAUUCGUUUUGAUUGUUUUGUAUCUCAAAGAUGAGAGCUUUCAUGAGAUUCCCCCGAUAAGGGUCAUUGGUCGCGAGAAUGAUAUAUUAGAAUUUCAAGGUCAUCUGGCUCUGGUUGGUACUACUGGUGAAGAUCAUAAUUUACACUUAUGGUUAUUAGAAGACAUUGAAGGACAGCCACGGUCGUGGUCAUGGACCCACAUUGUCAUCACUGUUCCACGUGAUUCGAUUGGCCGUACAAGCAGAUAUCCUGCUGAGAGUCUCUCCUCUACUGGUGAGAUCCUUAUGACUAAUGAUAAGGGAGUUUUUAAGUCCGACAUGCAUAUUUGUUCUUAUGAUCAAACUAAACAGAAGGUUGACAAGUUUGUAAUUUGCAAGUCCCUGUCACUUCCAUCGUAUAACUGGAAGGAUUGGAAUCGUAACCAGUUCGGAAUAUACUAUUAUGAGGAAACUAUGACACCAUUGAAUAAGUUGGUCAACAACCCAGUGCACUAG
Messenger RNA from Ilex paraguariensis (yerba mate), 702 nucleotides. NCBI's taxonomy places the organism in Eukaryota, Viridiplantae, Streptophyta, Magnoliopsida, Aquifoliales, Aquifoliaceae. The record is from the annotation of a GenBank genome assembly.